Messenger RNA from Etheostoma spectabile (orangethroat darter), 5275 nucleotides. It is a transcript of the gene skida1, whose product is annotated as SKI/DACH domain containing 1. The transcript has a single exon. NCBI's taxonomy places the organism in Eukaryota, Metazoa, Chordata, Actinopteri, Perciformes, Percidae. The coding region runs from base 36 to 2525 and encodes 829 amino acids. The record is from RefSeq and is a predicted model, not a curated record.
UACAUGGAUUAAUACAUCGGAGCGGAAACAUAAAAAUGGGAGACCUGGAGUGUGGCUUUGAAGAAAUGCAAGGGGUGAGAUUGGGAUACCUGCUCAUCAAAGGCAAGCAAAUGUUUGCUUUGUCUCAGGUCUUCACCGACCUGCUGAAGAACAUCCCCCGGACCACGGUGCACAAGCGCAUGGACCACCUGAACGUGAAAAAGCAUCACUGCGACCUGGAGGAGCUGCGGAAGCUUAAAGCAAUAAACUCUAUAGCUUUCCAUGCCGCUAAAUGCACCCUCAUAUCGCGGGAGGACGUGGAGGCUCUGUAUUUCUCCUGCAAGACGGAGCGGGUGUUAAAGUCCAACAAAAGGAAAGCGAAAGCAAUGUGUUCCCCCGGGGAUGAGGAAGCAUCCCCGGGGCUCCUCCAUGCGGACGCCGAACUGUGGAAGGAAAAAGUUUGGUUUAGUUUGCACGGUGUCCCGGAGACUCUCACACUUCACAACAAAACAGGCAGGAAGAGAGAGCUGACUCCUUGCCUUACCGACUCCAAACUACCUCAAUUUUACCACAAAACCAACGGACGGGAGCACCGUUCCGUGACUAAGCCCAGUCACAAACACUUUAAAAACUAUGAAACCGCUAAAAUAGCAGGGAAUCGUGUUACUUUGAGCCAAAGGCACUCGUUUUUCAGGAGCGCGGUGAGCCGGCAGCCGGCGGGGCUUCAGUCCGCCAUAGCUGCUCAGUCCAGGCUCUCGCGCUCAGCCGGCGACCUACUUCACAAAAGGAAGAGGAGGCGCGAGGGGGGCGGCGGCGGCAGGGACAGCGCGAGGCACUCGUGGAGCAGGAGCAGACACGCGCACCACCACAUCCCGCCGGUGCUGCUCGUACAACCCAAAUCACCCGGCGGUCACGGGACUUCUUUUGGUGCUUUUCACAUCGGUCCGGAUUUCUAUCUUGACCCCAGACCUCACCAUCACCACCACCACCAGCAUCACCAUCAUCAUCACCACCACCACCACGAGCCGAGUUUCCCGGAGAGUUACAGCAGCGACACCGAGUCCAGCACCUACUCCGACCGGGCGUACCCAGACUCGGACUUUGGGUCUGGCCUCUCCACCUCCAGCAACUCCGGGAGCUCCGAGGAGGAAGAGGAGGGCGAGGACGAAGAUGACACGCAGUCAGAGAGUUCAGAUGUCAGCUCAGACGAGGAGGAAAGCUCCUCUCAGUCCGACUCGAGCUCUGUUUCAAGCCGUGUUUCGGUCCAGAGCAUCAGGUUCAGACGGGCCCGGGUCGGUUCUCUCGCCAAAUCUCUCAACACUAGUAAAGCACCUUUGGUCCUGCAGCCCACGUUUCACUACAACAACCAGUAUCAACUUGAGAAACAGCACAGGACACUGGGCCAUGUUGCCGCUUCACAGCCAGGGGACAGACAGGAGAAACGUCAGAAAUGUGAAUUUAUAUGCAGUGAAACUAAAAAGGACUUUGGACCCUUACAGCCACCAAAAUUUAACUCAACUGUCAUGGGGGAGAGCUUUUUCACUGAGUCGAAAAGGGGGAAAGCGUUUGAGGCUGAUCCAAACAGGGCUGGCCGUGUGGUCGAGCAGGCCCCUUAUUCACCGGGACCCGACCGGAAAAAGGCCUUUCACCCCUCACGCAGGACACCGGGGCAUCCCACCAAGUGCCCCCCGGCGCUGAGCGCUCAGUGUGACCAGGACAAAGAAGCCAAGCUCCCCAAAUGUACCGACAAAAGGGAGGCGAAAGCCAGCAGCCUAAAACCGCCCACUCCACUGAAAAAAAUAAAGAUCGAGCCAGAGGAGCUCUGUGUGACCGCAGCCCCCCACUCGGACAGCGGCAGGACAACCAGGACGCCACCCUUCAACCUCCACAAUGUGAAAGUUAAAGUGGAAGAAAGCUGUGAUGAAUAUGAAUACCAGAGCCAGGCCACUGUAGUCAAAUGUAAAGAAGAUAAGACAGAGAGCAGCAAUGGGCAAUAUCCCAUCAAACACGGGGAUCUUUUCAACAGCGGGAUUAAAGCCACAGAGAAGAGCCCUGAUGUGCCCCCCAGGUCCCCGUCUGGUCCUCAGGAAUACAGGAGCACCCAGAACAGCCCAUGUAUGGAGGAGUGGGAGCACAGUAACAAAACCUGCAGGGUUCCGGUACUGGGGAGAAAAAAAACCCGAGUUUCCAGGACGCAAACAAAACAAAACGUGCCCAGGGUCAACAAGACUGCCUCUUCUUCUUCUUCGUCUUCUUCGUCUUCUUCUCGCCCCUCGGGCUGCGAGGAAGUAUCCACGGUGGAUUUACCGAGCAGACGCAAACGCAGCACCGUAGCAUCGCCUACAAAAAUGCCUUUCAACCUGAUGGCAAAUUUCCCAUCCCUGCCUUCUCUGGUUGUUGGCAGCGACGGGGAUUUGUGCCCUGCUUACUCCCUGAACUCGCUGAGGGGCCCCGGGCCUCCCCCUCCGUCCCACCCCGUGUGGAGGUGGCAGCCAGGCGGCCAGAUUCUCCCUCCCCCACACGCUCAGAGAACUAGGAAAUGCUGAGCUGUUUUAUAAGCAAGAAAAAACAAAAGCCCCCACCUUGUCCAUUUCCAACCUAAUCGUAGUCUUAAAGCGAGCUGGCCAAAUUGCACGCAACUUAAUCGGCGUUUAUUAUUAUUUUCUGUGAAUGGGUUUGCAUUCCGCUUUGUUUUGAAGUUUGAAAGAGGAAACCCCAUAAGAUCCCCCUCUUGUAGCCUCCGAAAACGCCCACAGAAUUGUGAGACACCGCUCGUGGAUUUAUAUGCUUAAAAACUUUGAAAUAAGCUAUCAAUCCUAAGCAAUAGGCCGAUGUAAGGUUCUCGUUAUUGUGUUUACUUGACUUUUUUGUUGUUGAUUAUUUUGUCUUCGCUUUUCUAUGCUGACCUGUUGGAUUGUAUGGUGCAGUGUUUCAGUGGGCUGUGCUUUGUCUGAAAGAGGAAGGGGGUUAAAAAAGAAUUGUCAGGAUUCAUUGAGAAGAGCCUACUCUUAAGCUGGGACUGAUAGCAAGAUUGACUUGGUAAAUAAAAGAAAAUCAGGGUUUCCCAUUCUGUGCCACCUGGUAUAUUUUAUAUAUCAAAGCUGUGUUUUCUUUCAAUGGUCCAAGUGUUCAAUUUUAGAAAAUUAUUAAAAAAUUGGUUUAUUAAUGUAGCCUAUAUCUGUAUACAUGCUCACAGUUCAGCCUUUAUUAGAAUUGACAGGAGUGAUUUUCUGGGGGUCGUGGGUUUUUUUCUAGAGUGUUUUUGAUACAGUUUCAAGUCUUGUUUUUAUUUCUGAGGAGUAUUUCCUGGUUUGCAAAUGUGGGAUUGUGCACAGACGCAGGCCCAGACACAACAAAGGCCUUAUGUACAGACAAUCAAAAAGAAUAAGGCUCAGAGAGCUUCAUAACACGUCAUGUCCCACGAUAGACUCGAGUUAUGUCCCUCCUGGUUCACUUGGCCACCGAUUUCUCCUGCAGACCAUGUCUGUGCCAAGGGCAGUCUGGAUCUGCGUUUAGAGCACGAACAUAAGUUAAAAAAAAAAGUAAAAGAUAGACAUAAUAACAAUGUCCAAGAUUGGCUGUGGGUGGUAUGAGGUUCAGGAGUCACAGUGGGGAAAACAGCGAGGAACACCUCCCAGCUACUCUGGCCACUCAGAAACAAUGCGACAAAGCCCAAGCGAUAGAUAGGCUUAAAUGCAUCCCACUUUGAUACUGUUGGGGGUCUUGUUUCAGCUGUAGGGUUGUAGCCUGUGAAAUGAUGUCUGAGCUAUGCUGAUUGCAAAAAAAAAAAAAAACGACAUUUGGUUGUAGACACAAAGGCCAAACUCAUUUGACUGCUAUCUGAAUAUUUAGGACUCACCCAUAUGAGUUCCUAACCAUGCCAUGGUGGUUUUCUGAUUUUCUAUAAUUUAAUAAUACGCUAAUUUCCCUGAAGGUACUGCUGUUCAUGAUCCUAUUUUUAGAUGAAGUCAAUUGUCUCGAUCUGUGCUGGAAAUAAUCUCCAAUUAGUUCCUAUUAUUGGACAACCAAAAUAGUUUUUAAGAUAUUGCUUUCUUUAUUUGUUAAGGAGCCUCCAUCACCAUCCCAUUAUCUUUUAAUGUAGCCUUUGAAUGUGGCCGCCCAGUGAAUGUAGUACCCCAGACCUGUUUCAUUUAGGCCUACUCCCGAAAUUCAGCAAUAGACUUCAGUGUACACACCUUUAAGCAAAAGUAAAUAAACCUACAUGUGGGUAUUUUUAAGUAAAUGCGUAGAAGUUGUUAAUGGCAGCGCAGGACGCUCUCUACUAAUUGGCAGGCUUUUCUGUCUGCGACAAAGAGAGGCCCGUCUUAUAGCGAGCCAGAUGACAACAAACCCAAAGCCCGUGAAUGAUGUCAGACCCUCACAAGCACAGUAAAGGGUGCAUUCAUUCAGAUGAUUGUAGAAACCAUUUAAUGGGCGAUUGUAAAAAGAGUAAGAAAUGUACAAAAAGUGAGUUUCACUCCGCUUAAACUAGUGUGGAUACAUAUGGUAGAUCGCCACUCCACGGCCAUGACGCCCCAAACUCACCGUGGGCCUUAUUUCUGAGGCUGGAGCGACAAUUCAAACUUGAACUCAUAUUCUCAGCCUGUAAACCGGCUAUUUUUGCAGCCGUGACACAAGCUGGUAUAUGAGCAGGCCAGCAGUAAAACGGAGGGGGUUGCACAGGGUUGAGAGGGGGAGUUGCUGCAAGAGCGAAGCUUUCAACCUUUAAUCCGCAUAGGCUGCACGGCACAGGAAGAAGAGGAAUAGCUUGCGCCCAAAGCGGGUUUGCCCCCCUGACGCACCAGCCUAUUCUCACGCAGGACUCACAAUGCACGGCUGAGGGACAGAGAUGGUGGUAAUGGCCUGUUGGGAGGGUCUUUCCACCGUUAAGACAAAUAGCUCUCUGACAGUGACGCUAUCAAUGUAAACAAUUGCAUCGUGCAGCAGCUAGAGGCUGCGUGCACUCUCUCCCCCCUCCCCCUCCCCCCUUCCUCCUCCUCUUCCCUUACUUCCCUGCCCUCCUCAUUCACUCAUUCACUUCUCUUUUUUAAUACAAUACUUGAGGUCAGGUUUUUGACAUGGAAUUUGAAGUCACUGGUUGUUUAUAUGAAACUGAAUAUUUAUUUUUGUGAUUUUUUUUCUUUUCUUUUUCUGGGGUAUCUUGUACAUUGAUCUUGUUGUUGUGAAUAUAUAUAGAACAACUGCACUCGAAAUGGAAACUUGAACGGUGGAUUUCUGAAGCACUUUCCCUUUCUUUAUUAAUUAUGAAGCAUUCAUUAAACGCGACUGAGUGUAA